Molecule: messenger RNA, 534 nt
Organism: Brassica napus (rape)
Lineage: Eukaryota; Viridiplantae; Streptophyta; Magnoliopsida; Brassicales; Brassicaceae
Product: eukaryotic translation initiation factor 3 subunit B
Exons: 3
Coding region: 1-534 (177 amino acids)
Biological process (GO): translational initiation
Cellular component (GO): eukaryotic translation initiation factor 3 complex
Molecular function (GO): RNA binding; translation initiation factor binding; translation initiation factor activity
Source: RefSeq, a predicted model, not a curated record
AUGCGGACCCCUGGAAGAGUUUUAAAGCUAGUUACUCUUAAGGCCAAGCAGGCCAAUGCCCUCUUCUGGUCUCCCACUGGCAAACACAUGAUCAUAGCUGAUGGGUUAAAUGGCAAGCUUGAGUUUUACAUUGUGGAUAUGCUUAUGACUAUGGCAACCGUUGAAAACUUCAUGGCCCAUAUCAAGUGGGAUCCAACUGGAAGGUACGUUGUAACUGUAGUGGCAUCAGCGGUGAUGGAGGAUGGGUUUUACAUUUGGUCCUUGUAUGGGAAGCUGCUUUACCGAACACUCAAGGAACUUGUCUUUCAGUUUGCUUUGCGUCCAAGACCACCGUCUUUGUUGUCGGAGCAAAAGGAAAAAGAGGUGAAAAAAAAUCUGCGGCCAUACGUGGAGAGGUACGAGGAAGAAGACAAAGAAGUCUUGGAUUUGUUAAGCAGGCAAGAGAUGGAGAAGAGGAGAGUGAUGGAAGAAGAAUGGGAGAUGUGGAUAAACAAGUGGAAACAGCUGCACGAGGAAGAGAAACUCCAAAGGUAA